GCGCAUUUGCGACUACCUUAUUGGUGACUCUGCUUCGAACCAACAAAAUGUUGAUUUUUAUUUUCAUUACAUUUUUGUAAUUUAGUCUAGAUACAUAUAUGAUAUAUAUUCCAAGUUUUAAGAUAUAUAUUGUUGAUCUUUGUAAAUAUCUUACACAGUCAAAUAUUAGUUUACGCAUAUGUAUAUUUUGCACACAUUGUGCGGGGGUGUGGUAUAUUGUGAAUGAGUCCCUAUACAUUUUAUAGUUAAUGACAUCGUCAUUUAAAUAAUUAAGAAAAGCCAUGGAGGCUAUAACCAAAUUAUAUGUAAAUAUGGGGGAGAGAAUUAUACAAAAUUUAGAAUCGAACAAAAUUCGUCACCGAACAAAAGUUAGUCCAGGAUUAUGGAUUGGGCCUUUAAUGGGUUUUUGUGCAACAUCAACUUUAUUGUAUGAAGAUCAUAGUUAUUCGGAAAUUUGUUUAUUGGAAGGAUUAACUGGAAUUGGAUUAAUUAUAAGUUGUUUCAUUCUUUAUAUUCUUUUAUCCACCAACAAUGUGGUGGUUAAAGAUUUUCAGGUUGUCUACUUCCUUCCAUGUAUCGUAACAUCCACACUGUAUCUUCUUGUUGCCAACAAAGGAUUGCUAGUGAGUGUAGCAUGGGGUUCAAGUGUUGGAAGUUUGAGUACCUGGGGUGUCGUUCAGGUGAUGUCACAAUUUCCCAGUUGCUUCACUGUUGGCGAGGCUACAGCAGUGACGCAUGGACUUGUUUUGUUCUUACUAUCGGCCGCCACCAAUAUCCCCCUUAGAUAUCAUUUACCACCAAUUCAUAACAAUGAUAUUGCAACCGUAAUAUUGCAAGUGGGAAUACUUUAUGUGUUGUCUCUCUGCUUGGUGUGUAAACUUUUCCCUCGAUUACGAGAAACGAAACAAUUUUACGCAUGGAUUUUCGUAACAAGUGCGUUAUGGUUAUUCCCAACCUUACAUUCUUUGUUAGAUCGGAGUCCAAUUCUGUGGAUAUUCUCAUAUAUUUUCAGCAAACCAUCAAGAAUAUUCUUAAUGACCAUCUGGUCAAUCUGCUUUUUAUUAUCAUGGUGUUUUAUAAUACACAAACUUAAUUUGAAAACGAAAGCAACGACUUCGGAUAGAAAAGUCUUUCAUGUUUUGGCAUCAAUAGUUUUUAUAGCUGGAUUAAUUUGGGAGCCUGUCUUAUUGUACACAGCAAGUGGUGCAGCUUUUGCUCUACUGACAAUGUUGGAACUGUUUAGAUUUUUAAAUAUACCGCCUUUAGGGAAAAUUUUGCAUCAAGGGUAUGCUGUAUUUGCCGAUGAAAAGGAUGAAUUUGUUUCUUUAACACCACUGUAUUUGCUGUGCGGUUUAUCAUUUCCUCUCUGGAUGCCAGCCAACGACACAGCACUUUUGCCGUUACUCAGUGGUGUUCUCACUGUAGGAAUUGGAGACGCGGCUGCUAGUUUUGUCGGUAGCAAUUGGGGCAAAUAUAAACUGAAUGGUUCGAGGAAAACGAUGGAGGGUUUAAUUGCCUGCAUUACGUCGCAACUUGUUUUAAUUUAUAUUCUUGCAGGUUUUGGUUUAAUUGAAGAUAAGAGACACUUGUUUAGAAGUACGUUUGCUGUAAUAGGAGUUUCUAUUGUUGAGACAAGAACGGAGCAAGUUGACAAUUUGGUUAUGCCACUUCUCAUGUACCUAUGCCUUUUGUUGUGAAAAAUUUAUCUGUUAUAUUUUUGAGUUAAAACUCGAUAUUUAUGUACAUUUAUAUCUGAACACGUAAUUUUCGAUUUAUAAUCGUCAUUUCUCGUGUAUAAUUGUUUCUCUUUUCUUUUCUUUUAUUUGUUUGAAAAUACAUGUUUAAAUAAAAUAUUCCUUUUUUAACGAAUUGAAGAAUUUCAAAUCUUCAAAUAUGUACUUUAAGUAUAUAAUUUUAACAAGAAAGGCUGAUAACUACAAAUUUAAAGCUAUUAAACUUUAAUACAAAGAUCUAUCAACUUGUUUAUGUAAGUUGAAAAUAAUAUUUUACGCUUAAAAGUUAAAUUAUACGUGAAUAAUUGUAAAAAAACAAGUGCCAGAUUAAUAAUUACUGAGAACUUUAGAAAGAAAUCGGACAAGCACUUAAAACAAAAGGUAUCGCCGAUUGGUAGCGAAUACAUUUCUAUCAUAAUUUGUCAAUUAAUAAUGUUCAGGGUGACAACAAUUUAGAAAGAUCUUAAUUAUUUUGUAAAAUAUUUGUAAUUUUAUAUAUAUAUAUUUCAGUUUUUUUUUGAGAAUUUUUAACUCGUGAAUUAUAUUAUUUAUUUAUCAAAAAAUGACAAAUUAUGAAUUGAAUUUAUUCUCGAUCAGUCAGACUUGUAAAAAGAUUCGAAAAGUUAUUUCAUCUUUAUAUUUUUAUGUUAAAGAAUUUUCAAUGAAAAAUUGUUUUAGUGAAAAUGUAAACAACUUGUAUUUUAAAAUUUUGAACCAUUAGAAGCUACAUUCUGUUACUAAAUUACGUAAAUGUAACUUUUAAUCUUCAAAAUUUUUAAAAAUAAAAUUCACUUUUACUGAAACCAUUUUGAUUUUAAUUGAUAAAAUUUAAAGUUUUUCAGAGUUUUUAAUGGAAAUUACGAAAAAAAUCAAUUUAGACUGUAACAGUUGUUCUUAUACGUUAAUUGAUUCUUCAUUUACUUAUUAUAAACUAUCUGAUGCUUUUUAAAGAAAAUCGUAUAUUUAAUGUUUUGUAAUAUUUUUUAAAGUUUUGUAAAGUUUUUAAUAUUUUUAACAAAUAAUUUGGAAAAAUAGUAUGAAUGCUGUUUUAUUUAUGAGAAUGGUUUGAAAGAAUCAAUUUAAUAAUUGAGCGUCAUGUGAAGUUAUUAAUAUUAUGUUUAUUGUAUAGCUUGAUAAAUAAUGGUAAAUAAUUAUUUGAAUGUAUAAAUAUUUUCUUACUUUUGUGUUUAACUUUAACAAUAGUUUAUUAAAACAAAAGUCUAUUGAUGAAACAAUCUAACUGUUGCAACGCAGCAUUCCUUGUGAAAAUUUUGUCACAUAAAUUUUGCUAAAAAAAUUGUAAAAAAAAGCUUGAAUUUUAAUAAAAUAUUUUUCUACUUCA
Molecule: messenger RNA, 3075 nt
Organism: Leptopilina heterotoma
Lineage: Eukaryota; Metazoa; Arthropoda; Insecta; Hymenoptera; Figitidae
Gene: Dolk
Product: dolichol kinase
Exons: 7
Coding region: 282-1697 (471 amino acids)
Biological process (GO): dolichyl monophosphate biosynthetic process
Cellular component (GO): endoplasmic reticulum membrane
Molecular function (GO): dolichol kinase activity
Source: RefSeq, a predicted model, not a curated record